Messenger RNA from Danio aesculapii, 6925 nucleotides. It is a transcript of the gene madd, whose product is annotated as MAP-kinase activating death domain. Gene Ontology annotation, biological process: regulation of apoptotic process; regulation of Rab protein signal transduction. The record is from RefSeq and is a predicted model, not a curated record. NCBI's taxonomy places the organism in Eukaryota, Metazoa, Chordata, Actinopteri, Cypriniformes, Danionidae. Gene Ontology annotation, cellular component: cytosol. Gene Ontology annotation, molecular function: guanyl-nucleotide exchange factor activity. Bases 405 to 5474 code for a protein of 1689 amino acids. The transcript has 39 exons.
GCCAGUGUGCAGGCAGAGAGAAACAGGAGGACGAGCAGCGUUUAUCUACAGGCACAAUCACCACCGCAUCACUGACUGGGCUGCUGCUGUUGCUGCUGCAAGACACGGACGUGCGGUCUGUGCGUCGCGUCGCGCAACUGUCACAUCAUGAGCUCGUCAUCGUUACAAGCGAGCAACGCGCUCUGAGACGCUGUUUCGCCGCAGCAGGGCCACAGAAACACGGCUCAAGCGAGUAGCGGCGGCGUUAGCUUCUGGAGACCUCAUUCCUGCGCACCACAGGCCGAAAUGAUUGGACGCUGCCUGCCUCAUUCUGCCAACUCCUAGUUCUGGUGCACCUGAUUGGUCGACUGUCUGUCUGAGAGCUACCCCAGUUGCCAUGACUUAGAGACACUCCAGAUACAGAGAUGGAGAAAAAGAAAAUGUGUCCCCGCCUCCUGGACUACCUGGUGGUAGUUGGAGCCAGGCAACCCAGCAAUGACAGCGUGGCACAGACACCUCAGCUGUUGAGGCGCUAUCCGCUGGAGGACCACAAUGACUUUCCUCUGCCACCUGAUGUGGUCUUCUUCUGCCAGCCUGAGGGCUGUCUGAGCAUCCGUCAGCGGCGGGUCAGUCUCCGCGAUGACACCUCUUUCGUCUUCACUCUCACUGACAAAGACUCGGGCAUCACUCGCUAUGGAAUCUGUCUCAACUUCUACCGCUCUUUUCAAAAGGCCCAUCAUCGCCCACGAGCUGAAGGAAAAGGAGAAAAGCCUGCUCACACAGACUCUGCAGUGGAGGCCACUGAGAAAUCUGACCCCUCCACUUUGACUCUUUCAGGGGAACAUUCGGCGCCCCCUGCAGGAGAUGGGACUUUGCUGCCAGGCGAGCCGGGCAGCAGCGGGAAGUCUCCGCGAUCCAAACGCAGUGGCCGAAUAGCACCACAGAACCGCAACAGCAUGUUAACAUCUCUGUGUAUUCUGAGCCACUACCCUUUCUUCUCGACGUUCAGAGAGUGUCUGUACAUCCUCAAGCGCAUGGUGGACUGCUGCAGUCAACGGCUCAACCAGAGACCCGGAGCUCCCAAAUCCACACAACGGGACACGAUGUGGCGUGUGUUCACGGGAGCUCUUUCUGUAGAGGAAAAGGAGAAGGGCAGUCAGGUGCUCCAGGACCUGAGGGAGAUCGAGUCAUGGGUUUAUCGGCUGCUGCGCUCACCGGUGCCUGUUGCAGGUCAGCGACGUGUGGAUGUGGAGGUGCUGCCCCAUGAGCUGCAGCCUGCUCUGACAUUUGCCCUUCCAGACCCGUCCCGCUUCAGCAUCGUAGACUUCCCGCUCCACCUGCCACUGGAGCUGCUGGGAGUCGAUGCCUGUCUGCAGGUCCUGGCCUGCAUUCUGCUGGAGCACAAGGUGGUACUGCAGUCUCGAGAUUAUAACGCUCUCUCAAUGAGCGUCAUGGCGUUUGUUUCGAUGAUUUACCCUCUUGAAUACAUGUUUCCUGUCAUUCCGCUGUUGCCAACCUGCAUGGCCUCCGCAGAACAGCUCCUAUUAGCACCCACCCCAUACGUCAUUGGUGUGCCAGCCAGUUUCUUCCUGUACAAGUGUGAUUUCAAGAUGCCUGAUGAUGUUUGGUUAGUGGAUCUGGACUGCAACAAGGUUAUUGUUCCAAGCAACGCAGAACUGCUCCCUCCCUUACCUGAACCUGAGGCCUCUGAGCUGAAGAAACACUUGAAGCAGUGUCUGGUAAGGUUGACUCUGAUCACCCAAAAGCAGAUCUUCGCCUCCGAUUCCAAGGCUCUGGCUAGCAUGAGUCUAAACACGCAGCCUAUUCUGAACUUGGAGAAGUUUCAGGAUGGACAGGAGUUGUCUUUGUUGCCCCCUGGUCGUGACAAAGCCUCCCCUUCCUCCACCGAAUUCAACCCACUCAUCUACGGCAAUGAUGUGGACUCAGUUGAUGUUGCCACAAGGGUGGCAAUGGUGAGGUUCUUCAACUCUCCGAACGUCCUGCAAGGGUUCCAGAUGCACACACGCACUCUCCGUCUCUUCCCUCGUCCUGUGGUGGCAUUUCAGUCCACAUCUUUCCUGGCUUCUAGGCCACGACGAAAUGGAUUCACAGAAAAGCUCUCCCACACUCAGGCGGUGGAGUACUAUGGAGAAUGGGCUCUCAACCCCACCAACCUGGCUUUCCAAAGGAUUCAUAACAAUGUGUAUGACCCCUCUCUAAUAGGCGAUAAGCCUAAGUGGUAUGCCCACCAGUUACAGCCAGUAUUCUACCGCGUGUAUGAUGGAAACUCUCAUUUAGCGGAGGCGUUGAGUGGACCCCUGCAGGAUGAGACCAAUGAUUCAGACCCAACAGACGACAGUGGCAGCGACAGUGAAGCAUAUGAUGACUCCAGCUCUUCCUACUCGUCUCUUGGAGACUUUGUGAAUGAGAUGAUCAAAGGGGACAUACAGGGAGACACACCAAAUGUUGACCCCCUGACCCAUGCUGCACUGGGUGAUGCAGAUGAGGUUGAGAUCCAUGACUUCCAUGAGUAUAAGGGGGACAGCGGUGAACCAGAGCCAGAAGGCCCCACAGAGGCAGCGGACAGUCAGCCCCUGCGGUCCAGCUCCAGCACCACAGCCAGUUCCAGCCCCAGUACAGUCAUACAGGGGGUCAACCAUGAACAGAAGGAACCAGUUGAGGUGGAGCCCACAGCAAAUGUGACCUUCCCAAGCUCUGCCCCAGUAUUGGGUCCUCCGCCUUUUACAAGACCUGCUCCUGAUCCAGCCUCCCUUGUUGACCCUGCCAAUAAGAAGCGAGAAUAUGACAACCCCUAUUUUGAGCCCCAGUAUGGUUUCCCUACAGAGGAAGAUGCUGAGACGGAUGAGCAGGAGGAGAGUUACACACCACGAUUCAACCAGAAUCUCAAUGGCAAUAAGCCGUCUCGUCCACUGAGACCCAGCAGCCUGAAGCUUCCGGGUGAAUCUGACGGAGAGGGAGACUCCAGAAAUAGCUCUCCCAACUCAACCAUCUCCAACAAUAGCAGUGAUGGCUUUGGGGGACUCAUGUCCUUUGCCAGUAACUUGUAUAAAAACCACGGUACCAGUUUCAGUCUGUCCAGCCUGGCUCUGCCUAAUAAAGCGCGAGAGAAGAACACGCCGUUCCCCAGCCUUAAAGUAUUUGGGCUAAAUUCUCUAAUGGAGAUUGUAACAGAGAUCGGCCCGGGGAGCGGAGAAGGUGCUCGAGCCCCCAGAGCGCUGGUAGAUCAGAAAUCAUCUGUUAUUAAGCACAGCCCUACUGUGAAGAGAGAGUCUCCGUCUCCUCAGGGCAGAGCCAACAACACCAGUGAGAACCAGCAGUUUCUAAAGGAGGUGGUCCAGAGUGUGCUGGAGGGGCAGGGUGUGGGCUGGCUCAACAUGAAGAAGGUGCGUCGCCUGCUAGAGAAUGAACAGCUGCGAGUCUUUGUGCUCAGCAAACUCAACCGUGCUGUCCAGUCAGAGGAGGACGCCCAGCAGGAAGUUAUAAGAGAUGUGGAGAUAAAUAGAAAGGUCUACAAAGGCAUGCUGGACAUUUUGAAGUGCACGGUGUCCAGUUUGGAGCAUUCAUACACUAAUGCUGGUCUAGGAGGCAUGGCCAGUGUCUUCAGUCUCCUGGAAAUAGCACGCACCCACUACCAAACAAAAGACCCAGAGAAGCGGAAACGGAGCCCCACUGAGGGGCUUAGCAGUCCAGGCAGUAAGGAGAGCCCAUCGGGCCGAAUGGAGAGCGCCAGGGCGGCAGGGGUGCUCCUGGUACCCCGUAUCCAAUUGCCGCCACCCUCCUCUGGGAAAUCAUCACGCCAGUUUGAUACCCGGAGUCUGAACGAGGAGAAUUUUAUUGCCUCCAUUGAAUUGUGGAGCAAGCACCAGGAUAACAGAAAGCAAAAAGCUUUGGAAAAAGAACAGAGUGGUUUAAAUAAACGGAAAUCAGGAGCAGAUGGAGUAAAACAACGUGUAGAAGGAGGAGACACUGAGGAGAAAAAAUCACAGAUCAGUGCAGACAGUGGCCUCAGUGUGACUUCUGGCUCACAGAAGAGUGAUACCGAUUCCCUGGCGAGCUCUGAACCUCCUGCUCUGACCAGAAGCACCAGUCAGGACUCAGAGGCCAGCACAGUGGUGAGUAACAGCUCAGGUGAGACGCUCGGUGCAGACAGUGACCUGAGCAGCACUGCUGGAGAUGGCGUGACAGGAAGACACGCUCAGCAUCUCAACCUGUCCCGUGGCACACUGUCUGACAGCGAGAUUGAGACCAACCCUGCAACCAGCUCAGUGUUUGGCAAGACACACAAGCUGAAGCCAGGCAUGAAGGAGCCUGUUGGUGUUAAUAAAGCAGCACCUGCUCCACCUGUUGAGGAUGUUAGCAUGAGGAUCUAUCUGUGUGAGGGGCUGCUGGGCCGGGAUAAAAGCUCAGUUUGGGACCAGUUGGAGGAUGCUGCAAUGGAAACCUUUUCUCUGAGUAAGGAGCGCUCGACUCUGUGGGAUCAGAUGCAGUUUUGGGAGGACGCCUUCCUGGAUGCCGUAAUGCUGGAACGGGAAGGAAUGGGAAUGGAUCAGGGACCGCAAGAAAUGAUUGACAGGUAUCUUUCUCUGGGAGAUCAUGACCGCAAGAGACUAGAGGAUGAUGAGGACAGACUGCUGGCCACGCUUCUGCACAAUAUGAUUGCUUACAUGCUUAUGAUGAAGGUCAGUAAAAACGACAUCAGGAAGAAAGUACGGCGUCUUAUGGGCAAAUCCCACAUUGGUCUAACUCACAGUCAGGAGAUCAAUGAAGUCCUGGAUCGCCUCGCACAUUUAAGCGGUCGAGAGCUUUCCAUCAGGCCGAGUGGCAGCAGGCAUAUUAAAAAGCAGACUUUUGUUGUGCAUGCUGGGACGGAUACAACUGGUGACAUAUUCUUCAUGGAGGUGUGUGAUGACUGCAUCGUCUUGCGCAGUAAUAUCGGCACAGUCUAUGAGCGCUGGUGGUAUGAAAAGCUCAUUAAUAUGACUUACUGUCCCAAAACUAAAGUGUUGUGUCUGUGGAGGAGAAACGGCCAGGAGACGCAGCUUAACAAGUUUUACACUAAGAAGUGUCGGGAAUUGUACUACUGUGUUAAAGACAGCAUGGAGCGUGCUGCUGCUCGACAACAAAGCAUCAAACCAGGUCCAGAGCUUGGAGGCGAGUUUCCAGUUCAGGACAUGAAGACAGGGGAGGGUGGUCUCCUCCAGGUCACACUGGAAGGCAUCAACCUCAAAUUUAUGCACAGCCAGGUUUUCAUAGAGCUGAGUCACAUUAAAAAGUGCAAUACAGUGAAAGGAGUCUUUGUCCUGGAGGAGUUUGUUCCUGAAACUAAAGAAGUGGUGAUCCAUAAGUACAAGACUCCUAUGGCACAUCAGAUCUGUUACUCGGUGCUCUGCCUCUUCUCCUACAUGGCGGCGGUCAAGGGGAAAGAGUCAGAGGGCAAACCCAAGAUGCUGUCCCCUCGUCCACUAGCGAGCUAGCACACUUCUCUCCAACGUAUACUUCAGCCCUUGCAAUACACUCCUGCCGAGCUCCAUGUAGAUGUAUUUGCAUUUCCAACACAUUUGUUGUCAAAUAAAUGACCCGUCUAAAUAAUAUAUCCAGUCACGUACCUAAUGUUAAUAUUCCACUCCACGGACACAAAAUGCUGGCAUUUCAUUCUCAUAAUACGGACCAACCAGAAUAAGACUUUCCCGUUCUAAACGAACACUUAUUUAUUGCAAUGGGAGUUGCAUGCAGGCCUCAUGCAGGCAUGCAGAAAUCAGGCGAACCCCCUCUGAUAUCAGGCUGUGUAUUUAAUAUUUAUGUGCUGAGUCGUACUGUAAAUUGCAGUCUGUUCUGUCUGUGGUGGGUGAAAUGUUCGAGUCUUUACGAUCUAUCGCUGCCACGUACGAGGGGUCCGCGACGGAGCAGUUGUCCUAUUGGUAAAUGUCCCGUUGGCUCUCCUCCACCUGCUGUAAGUGUAUCUCUUUAGCUCUGCCACGUGACGCUCAAAAUACUGUACUAGUUCUGCUGUAAAGUUCCCUGUCUGUGAACUGCUGUGUGAAAUUGCAUGUCACUUGAGAAAAAGAAAUCAAUAUUUAAAAAAAAAGGAUAAAAUCUGUACAUCUCUGUAAAAGCAAACAAAUGCUGAAGAAGCAUUGGAAAUGUUUAUGGAAAACUGUAGUUUGUUUUUUUGUGCAAUACUAUCGAUAGUGGGUAUCAAGAACAAGUCCAGUGUCCUCAGAGUUCAUCCACUGUCCCUCAGUGUUUAUGAGAGAAGUGCGGCUCAGGCAUCGCUAUUUUUGUUUGUUUGUUUGUUGGUUAUUUUGACGGAGCAAUGAAAAAAAGCCACUUGGAGAUUUUUUUGACUAGUGAUGGGAAAAUCGUGUCCAAAAUGUCCUGUCUGAAGUGUCCUCUUCCUGCUGAUGUGUGUGUGAUUGUGUGUGUUAGAAACACAGAUGGCAAGAGAGUGUGUGUCUGUUCUCAGAUCAUCUCUUCUUGACAACUAGAUCGGACAGUACAGCUGUCGCCUUUACAUAUUUUAAUAUUACUCUUUUAUGUUUUUGCUCACAUUUUUAAUCAUCUCGCAUCUGUUUUGCGUGUCCGUUCAGUUCAGUUGUUGUUUGUGGACUGUAAAUGGACUUGAAAAGCCCGCUCACUAUUGGUUUGGAUAUGUAAAUAGCACAAAAACCGAGUCCAAGUCUGCUGAAACGAAUGUUUGGACAGUGGAUCGGGUCUGUUGAUUGAAAGUGUGCGUGCGUGUGUGUUUGUGUGUGAGAGAGAGAUACAGUUGCACAUUAUUUGGGCUUUCAUUUUAGUCUGUGUAUUGUUUAGAACAAGAGGGAAAGAAAAAAAAUAAGAGACAUGGAUGUAAAUAUUUCAGCAUUUAAAAAUAUUUAUAGAACCUGUACAGCUUUGGCAAUAUGAGAAUAAAAUAUGUCCAACCCAA